GAGAGAGAGAGAGAGAGAGAGAGAGAGAAAGAGCGAGUGAGAGAAAAAGACGCGUACUGUUGGCAGUUGAAAAGUUGGCAGUCAACAGUGACUGACUCUGGUUCAGUAGAAUAGCCUUCACGGACAGACACAUAGAAUUUAAGUACUACAUUAGUUAUGUCAGCGCGCGCCCUGUCCAAGCGCUUCGAGUAUUUUCAUUUGCUCCGUAUAAUGUUACGGCUGUCAACUUUCCAGCUACCAAUUAUGUAAUACUUUUAAUGUAUGUAUAGGAAAUAGAGCCACACUCCACUUGUACACCGCGUACUUUCGAAAGAAUUCGUCAGUUCCUAUACGUAUAAAUUUUGCGCAUAAAGUACGGUCAAUUCGAUAUACAUGAAUAUAUAUAUAUAUAUAUAUGUAUAUAUACAUAGCGUAUAUACAUUCACAAUAUAUAUAUAUAGCGUACUACGCGUACUCGAUUCAAGCGGAGUGUGAAUUCAAAUUCGAAAUUCGACAAGCGACACGUGGCUUAACUGAAAUAGUACAGUUUACUUCUUAUUCCGAUCGCUGUUGCCGUUUUUGCCUUAUCGAAUCUUUGCAAGCGAGACGUAUAACGUUUAUUUUAUUUUUUCAAUGUCGCUAUAGAAAUUAAGCGUGUUAAAAGAGAAAGCAAAAGAUUUUAAAUAUGUACAUUUCAUUUAUUCUGCUUACGAUCGCUGUGACCGCGCGGGCGAACCGCAGCGGUUCGUUUCACGGGGCAAGAACGGCGCAAACGCACUCGAUCAUCCGAGUUUUAACAAAUCCCUCCCUCCCCUGUUCAUACGUACGUUAAGUUUACGAUAAUCUAGUUUAGUUUUAUAGGAGAAAAACAAAUUAUCGAAUAACCACUAUUUAAAUCUGCAAUUGAAUCUAAACAAACAAAAGAGAAAAGAGAGAGAGAGAGAGAGACGGUUAACAUCGAUUAAAGUAACGACUUGUCGUCAAUACAAUUAAUAUAUUACACUCUUGAGUUUUAACCGUACGAAGGCACGCUGCCUCCUGGAACUAGUUCGAGAAAAUUCCAUACAAAAAAUUACCCAGAAUACUUUGCUGCUACAAAAUAUCAUUGUCCGAAAGAAAAUAGAGCAACUUUUGGUUCGAGGGACUGCAGCGUGCCAUUGCAUAGUUAACUUUGGUAUUUUGUCACGCUGUGUUAUAAUUUUACGCUGUUUCGAGAAAUGGGGAUUUUUUCGUCGGUACUUUCCUUAUGUUUUUUAUCUCGUUCAGGAACGGCUGUAUCCUGUGGAAACAGAGUGCACUGGAUUUUUAAUUUUACCAGAAGCAUAAUAAACACGCUCGAAUGCCAAAGCGACGAAGCGAAAUCGUUCGUCGGUUUACUUUUGUUCUUCUAGCACUCUCUUCUACUAAAGCAAACGAGGAGUCGCUCAGUUUUCAUUUCCGAAUGUGAACCGCGGGAUUUAUUACUUGUAAAAUAAACUAUUUUGACAUGGUUGAGGUAUGACAAUAAAAUUAGUCAAAGUGCACCGAACUGCAAUUUGUUUGAAAACCUCGUCGUAGACCGCCGGAGCUCUCAUUGCCAAACGGGAAACGAUCGUUCACUUUGUACCGUGCGAACUCAUGUUUUUCGACCUCAUAAUUUUGCAAUGUUUGUCGUCGAGAUUCUGCGAUGCGAUAGCUAAAUGGUAAAACAGAAAAAAAGCAACAGAUUGUUCUUCUAUACGUGGACACGACACGAGACACUCGCGCGCAUCCGCAUACGAUGUAAUAGCAACACGUAUGGUUUACAAACACAAAGAAUAAAAAGCCUUGUAACAACACGAAAAUAACAGUGCUGUAUAGACUCAACUGAAGGAAAGGCAAAUACAAUUUCGUUUGUAUCAAGAGCGCGGAUUAUUCGAAUGAAUUCAUCCCUAUCGAAUUGCUCAGAUCGGAUCGAUGCGAUGUUUAUAUAUAUAUGCUACCGAUUCUGCAUUCGGCGGACUAGCUCGUAUUCAAGCUUUGGUCUUAUUAUUUCAUUUCCGAGGAUUCAAAUUAAUGUUCAAGCUAAGAAAACAAUUUCCUUAAGGUCUUUAAUGAUUUAUUACAUUUUAAAAGAUCGUUGAAUUUGUAAGCGUUACGUAUGUCAAUUAUCGAUUGAAAAGAUGAAAAAGAAGAAAGAUGCUGAACGAAAAAAAAAACAAGAUUUAAAGAACAUUUUGACAUCUGGCAUUUCGGAAUAUCUCACAUCGAAAUUAAUAGGUUAUGUUCGGAAUUCUAAAAUCUUCGAGCAAGCGUUAAGCGUUAAGCGAGUUCGCAAGGUAUUAUUUGCAACUUUAUUCGUACAUGUUCAAAAUUUAAAAAAUGUUAUGGCACAAGCGCGCACCUAUUCUGACAAAUAUAUCAGAGAGGUCUCUGCGUAUACAUAUGUAGACAUUACUUUCUUUUCCUGCCUACGAUCCGUUUAGAGUCGGACGCGUGUCAUAGUCGACAUAAGUGACAUCGUUGUGUUAAAGAAACGUCUUGCAUUGAAUUUGAAAUUAAUAGUAAGUUUAACGAUGGAUCAAAUCGAAGAAUUACAGCGUCGAAUAAGACAGCUCGAAAGUCAAUUGUCGCAGGAACGGAAUCAAUCGACCAGAGAAAAAAUAAGACAUAUGUCGAGCGAGGUGGUUGAUUCGAACCCUUAUAGUCGCUUAAUGGCUCUAAAGCGUAUGGGCAUAGUGGACAAUUACGAAAAGAUAAGAGAACUUACAAUUGCCAUAGUUGGCGUGGGUGGAGUUGGAAGUGUAACUGCAGAAAUGCUCACAAGAUGCGGCAUUGGAAAGCUGAUCCUGUUCGAUUACGAUAAAGUAGAGAUGGCAAACAUGAAUAGACUCUUUUUCCAACCAUAUCAGGCUGGUCAAAGCAAAGUUGAAGCAGCAGCAAAAACAUUACAAUACAUUAAUCCAGAUGUGGACAUUGAAACACAUAAUUAUAAUCUCACUACUGUGGACCACUUUGACCAUUUUAUGGAAACUAUAAGUAAAUCAAGUUUAACUGGAGGGCCAGUAGAUCUAGUACUGAGCUGUGUAGAUAAUUUUGAAGCCCGUAUGGCAAUUAACACUGCCUGCAACGAGCUAAAUCAAAAGUGGUUUGAAAGCGGAGUUUCAGAAAAUGCUGUUUCUGGACAUAUUCAAUUUAUUAUUCCCGGGGAAACAGCUUGUUUUGCGUGUGCUCCUCCAUUGAUAGUAGCGGAAAAUAUAGAUGAAAAGACAUUAAAACGAGAUGGUGUGUGUGCAGCAUCCUUACCUACAACCAUGGGAAUUGUGGCUGGAUUUUUAGUUCAGAAUGCGUUGAAGUAUCUUUUAGAUUUUGGCGAGGUCUCCUACUACUUAGGCUACAAUGCAAUGCAGGAUUUCUUUUCUAAAAUGAUAUUAAGACCGAAUACGAACUGCGAUGACGGAUAUUGUAGAGAACGCCAACAAGAGUAUGCGAAGAAACCAAAACCUGAGCCAAAAGUAGAAGUUAUCGAAGAUAAACCAUUGCACGAAGACAAUGAAUGGGGAAUUUCAUUGGUCGACGACCAAGAUGAACAGGAGAACGAGACACCAUCGUUUACGUGCACGAAGGAAGCUCACAGUUCAUCAUCUCAAUCAACCGAUUCCAAAAUUGAUAGCAUACAAUCCGAUUCCGGUCCAACUCUUGAGGAUCUAAUGGCACAAAUGAAGUCCAUUUGAAUUUUAUUUAAUUUUCGUUGAGAACUUUUUUCUUAAAUUCGAGCGAAAUCAAGUCUCUCAUUUUGCUGUGGAAAACCAUUAUAACAAGAA
Messenger RNA from Megalopta genalis, 3761 nucleotides. RefSeq names its product Ubiquitin-like activating enzyme 5 (gene Uba5). Gene Ontology annotation, molecular function: UFM1 activating enzyme activity. Gene Ontology annotation, cellular component: cytosol; cytoplasm. The record is from RefSeq and is a predicted model, not a curated record. Gene Ontology annotation, biological process: protein ufmylation. NCBI's taxonomy places the organism in Eukaryota, Metazoa, Arthropoda, Insecta, Hymenoptera, Halictidae.